This is a messenger RNA of Equus quagga, 816 nucleotides long. It is a transcript of the gene CD164L2, whose product is annotated as CD164 molecule like 2. Gene Ontology annotation, cellular component: cytoplasmic vesicle. Lineage: Eukaryota; Metazoa; Chordata; Mammalia; Perissodactyla; Equidae. The record is from RefSeq and is a predicted model, not a curated record. The transcript has 5 exons. The coding region runs from base 40 to 561 and encodes 173 amino acids.
CCAGCUCUCCGCCGGCCGCCAGCCCCUGCCCCCGCGCCCAUGGCCGCGCCGGGACCCCGCGCCCUCCGGGCUGCGCUCUGUGGCGGCUGCUGCUGCCUCCUCCUGUGUGCCCAGCUCGCUGUGGCUGGUAAAGGAGCUCUGGGCUUUGGGCGGGGAGCCCUGCUUCGCAGGAACAUCUGGCCAGCUGUCCGAGGGGCCUGCAAACAGCUGAAGCUCUGUGAGCAUUGUGUGGAGGCGGGCAGAGCACACAACCUCUCUGGCUGUGUGUGGGAGCAAUGUCCGCAGGAGGAACCAGGACGCUGUGUGGCCCCAGCUGAGGUGGUCAAAGAAGGUUGCUCUGUCUACAACCACUCAGAGUCGUGUCCAGCUGCCCACCAUCACCCCACCUAUGAACCAAAGACAAUCACAACAGGAAGCCCCCCGGUCCCCGAAGCCCAGAACCCUGGCUUUGACGGGGCCAGCUUCAUUGGGGGCGUAGUGCUGGUGCUGAGCCUGCAGGCAGUGGCCUUCUUUGUCUUGCGCUUCCUCAAGGCCAAGGACAGCACCUACCAGACACUGUGAGUACUUGGCCAGCCAGCAGAGUUCCGGCUCACUUCUCCGCCUGACUCCUGCCCCUCCUGCCCCUUAGUGUCCGUGCACUGUCUUCUCAAUGGGGCAGCCCUAAGGGCAGUGACCCCUCCCACUGGCCCCCAAAUGAGCCACACCCCUCCCUUCUCCCUCCUCCAGGUGUGGGGUCCUCUCUGCGGGUGAUGGCUGGGGCCAGGACUCAGCCUGGGCCCUGUGUCUGGGAGCCUGGCUAAGCCCACCUGUCUUUGC